Ceraceosorus bombacis is the source of this 315-nucleotide messenger RNA. The record is from the annotation of a GenBank genome assembly. Lineage: Eukaryota; Fungi; Basidiomycota; Exobasidiomycetes; Ceraceosorales; Ceraceosoraceae.
AUGGACUUUCUGAUCACCGACUUGGACUGGCAUCGUUUGGACCCCACUUGGCGCCCAUCGGAACAUCCGUUUGAAGAUGUGAAAAUGUGGCAUCUCGAACAAAGCGUCUCUACUGACGACGGGAUCGUCGAUGACUUGCAGGAGAUGGCCAUCGAUGCGACGACGAUCUACACAACACGCAAAUCGGCCGGCCUGCAUUUUGUCGACUUUGGGAUAGCUGCGAGUAUGAAGGCUGCCAAGGAGGACAAGCUACGUCUGCAUGCAGGUGCAGGGAGCAACUUCGAUUCGCCUUGGCGCGAAGCGGCUCGCAUCUGA